AUUAUUAUUAUUUUAUUUUAAAUUAAUAUUGUUUUAAUAUUUUUAAAUUAUUUUGAGGUAAUAAUAUAAAAAUAAUUUUUUAAAAAAUAAAAUAAAAAUAAUUUUUUUAAAAAUAAAAUAAAAAUAUUUUUUUAAAAAGACAACACUACUUCAGUCUUCCGUAACUAUUGAGAACUUUUCAUUGAGACUACUUCAACAAAAAAAAAAAACUAUUGAGAACUUUUCAUUUCUCCUCUCCAAGCCCUAUAAAUUACAAAUUCCUUCCCUCCUUCCUUCCUCUCCCGCGCGCUCCUUGACAAACAAAGCAAACUCAAAACAGCACUGGACAAAGCACUUAAUUAAAAAAAAAAUGAGCAAACCAUCUCCGAUUCUUAAAAAGCCAAAAGUAGAGCAGCAAAACAACGACGACGAUAAUGAAGUGUCACUAAAUCAAGAAUGCAAAGAGAACAACGGCAGAGAAGAAGAAGAAGAUAGCAUGGAGGAGCAAAAAGUCGCUUUGAUUGCUCUAAUCGAACAUCGUUCUCAUGAACUUCAGCAUCUUAAGCAACGCGUUUCUUAUUAUCAAGCUCAGCUUGUUGAAGCAGAGAAGAGGUUAGAGGAAUCGCAGGUGAAAUUGGGUCGGUUAAGUGGAAAAGGCAAUGCAACAGCGCCUAAUAAACCUUCUGUAGAGAAUGGAAUUAAGAAUGUGAAGGUGGAGAGGAAAUCUCCAAGUCCGGUUCGUGUAAAUGAGGCUUCUCCUGGAAGCCAGCCCCCGUCUAGGACUGAACUUGUGAUUCCGAAAGUUCCUCAACCACUAAAAUUGGUGGGUUCAGGUGCGAGAAUUUCGAGUUGUUCUAGUGCUCAAUCGAGUUCUUCCACUCCCUCUAAUGGUGUUGCGAAUGCGAAAGUAGAAAAACUUAAUAGUGUUGCGGAUGUAAAAGUGGAAAAAUCCAAUAGUGAUGUGAAGGUGGAAAGGUCUCACAAAAGUUCGUCUCCUGAUGUUGAAGUUAUUGAAAUUCAGGAUAGAGGAACGAAAAGGAAGAUUGAACAGAAAGAACACAAGGAAUUGAUUCCACUGGUGUCUAGGAGCUCUUCUCCCUGCACAGUCCACUGCCAUACAAGUAAUCAUAUCCCUAGUCAGCACAAAAGAAAGUUGAGAAGUGUUGCUGUUUGUCCAGCCAAUGAUCAGCUUUUUGUGUCCAGUGCUUUGGAUGGAAUGGUCCACCUAUGGCAACUUCAAGCUCGAGGGUCAGGUGCCUCUAUACUUAGCACCACUGAUUGUGUGUCUCCAUUGCAACGUCGAUGGCCAGAAGAUAUAGCCUGGCACCCACUGGGAAAUAGCUUAUUUUCUGCUUACACUGCAGAUAGUGGGGAUUCUCAGAUAUCAAUUCUGAAUUUGAAUAAAAUGCAACGGAGAGCACGUGUAACUUUCUUGGAUGACAAGCCUCAUAUUAAGGGUACUAUUAACAGCAUAGAGUUCAUGCCCUGGGAAAAUACCUGUUUUGUUACUGGCUGCAGUGAUCAUGGUGUUGUUCUUUGGAAUGAGAAAGAUGAUGAGAACUUAUGGAAGCCAAAGAUAUUGCACAGGAAUUUGCAUUCUUCUGCUGUCAUGGGGGUUGCCGGGAUGCAGCAAAAGCAGAUUGUACUGUCUGCUGGCGCAGACAAGAGAAUUGUUGGGUUUGAUGUGCAAGUUGGGAGAGCUGACUUCAAGCAUCAACUCGACAGCAAGUGCAUGAGUGUUCUGCCAAAUCCAUGUGAUUUCAAUUUAUUCAUGGUUCAAACAGGGACUCAUGGGAAGCAACUUAGGCUGUUUGAUAACAGACUGAAGCAAAUGGAAAUUCAUUCUUUUGGGUUUAAACAAGAAAGUAGCGACUCUCAGUCAGCUCUGACCAAUCAAGCUUGGUCUCCUGAUGGCCUGUACCUCACAUCUGGUUCAGUAGACCCUGUGAUCCAUAUCUUUGAUAUCAGGUAUAAUUAUGACAAGCCAUCCCAGUCCAUAAAAGCUCACCAGAAACGAGUCUUUAAAGCAGUAUGGCAUUACUCUCUCCCACUUCUGAUUUCCAUAUCUUCUGAUCUGCACAUCGGGUUACACAAGAUCAUCUAGCCUUGGAAGCUUUGUUUCAUACAUUUUAUGCAAUUCCUUUUGUUGGUCAUGUUGGCUGUGCUCCUCAUUUUGCCUUGAGCGGAAUUAUGUAACUUGUUUUGAAGAGGGACAAGCUUAUCUUAAGAUCAUUUUUGGGUUGACAAUUUUGCCGUUGGAUUGUGAGAGACAGAACUCUGGGGGGAUGGACAAAUAGUUGCCAAAUGGAUAGAUUUUACCUGGGGACCUUGAUACAUGUUAUAGGUGGCCUUAUGAUUCGAAAUGAAACAGCAGUGAAGCUCGUUUCUUUUUGUCCUCCCUGUUGGAGGCAACAGCCUCCACUCCCCAAACUCAUUCAAUUUGUUCGAGUGUUAUCAUAUUCAAUUUUCUACUUAUGUUCUGCAUUUGUCUACA
This is a messenger RNA of Populus nigra (black poplar), 2473 nucleotides long. RefSeq lists its product as uncharacterized. The record is from RefSeq and is a predicted model, not a curated record. Gene Ontology annotation, molecular function: protein binding. The transcript has 7 exons. NCBI's taxonomy places the organism in Eukaryota, Viridiplantae, Streptophyta, Magnoliopsida, Malpighiales, Salicaceae. Bases 350 to 2083 code for a protein of 577 amino acids.